AUGGCCUUUUCAGGUCACCAGCCGCACAAGCAGCUGCUGUGCGACGCCGUGGACGAACGCGCCCAUUACCUGCCUUCAUCUCAAAAGCCCUUUUGUAUCCACCCUAUCUCAUCCGAACUCAAUGAUGGCUGGCGCGAUGUCAGCUUUCGAGAUCUCGCUGCUGCCGUCAAUUAUAUGGCAUGGUGGAUCGAAAAAAAAAUCGGCCGCACCUCUGGCCGGUCUGAGCCUCUGGCCUAUGUGGGGAUUAAUGAUAUUCGAUACCCAAUUUUCGUUUUGGCAUGCAUGAAGAUUGGAUAUGCUGCUUUCCUUCCAUCACCAAGAAAUUCAGAGCCUGCGUUUCUCCACCUUUUGAAGGAAACUGGAUGCUACAAGUUUGUUUAUUCUCCUGAAAGAUAUAAAGUGGUCCACGACCUUCAACGGGUAAGAAAAAACAUUCAAUCAUGGGAGGUUCCUCCUCUCUGGGAAAUGAUAGGGUAUACAGGGAACGCAUAUCCUUGCGUAAGGGAGUAUAACGACGCGGAAGAUGACACAUCCAUUAUCAUCCAUAGCUCUGGAACUACUGGAUUUCCGAAGCCUGUCAACAUAACGAAUGGCUACUGGAGCGCUAUGUGCAAUCUUUUUUCCUUACCAGUACCUCCUGGAAGACAACGUGGUGGGAUGGUCAAAAUAGAUCCUAAUCGAAUUUUCUUUGGUCUUGCGCCAUUCUUCCACCAAAUGGGAAAUUACUUAGUUGUAAUGUCCAUCUGUUAUAACACCCCUUUUGUUCUGAGCCCCCCAGAAAAGCCUUUGACACUUGAAUUAAUAACUCGCAUUUUGGACGAGAAAAAGCCAACAGUGGGACUCUUACUUCCCUCUGUCAUGGAAGAUCUCUCCUCAACGGAAGAGGGGAAAAAGACGUUGGAACGAUUCAGAACUAUCUUCUUCGGCGGCGCUCCUCUGGCCCAAGCUGUUGGAGAUAAGCUAUCAAAUUUGGAAAUUGCUCUUGGCUCCAGCGAAGAAGCAAUGCUUCCCACUUUGGUAUUCGACACCGGUAGUGGCCCUGACUGGCAGUACUUUGAAUGGAAUCCAUAUUAUGGAAUUGAAAUGCGACCGAUUAGUGACCAGGGAAUGCAUGAGAUGGUUUUGUGUCGUCCAAAGCCUGGCGAUCCGAUAAGCACCCCUAGAAACCGGGACUAUCAUUGUAUUUUCCACACAUUUCCUCAUCUUGAUGAGUAUCACACAAAGGAUGUCUUCCUUCCACACCCAACAAAGCCUAAUCUAUGGCGGUAUCACGGCCGUGUUGAUGACGUGAUUGUGCUCAGCAAUGGAGAGAAAUUCAAUCCUAUCGAGAUGGAAAAAGCUCUUGACGGACAUCCGCUCAUUUCUAGGUCUCUGGUUGUGGGACAAGGUCAAUUCCACUCCGCUGCGAUCAUCGAACCUAACUGGAAAGCUCUUCCGGAUCCAAAAAUUGACAGAGAAUCUUUCAUUGACCUGAUAUGGUCUUCUGUUGAAAAGGCCAAUCAGAUUGCGCCAGCAUAUGGCCGACUGAUGAAAAGCAAGAUCAGGCUAGGUUCUAGGGAAAAGCCGUUUAAAAGCACGCCAAAGGGAUCGAUACAGCGUAAUGCCACAAUCGCUGAUUAUAAGCAAGAGAUUCAAGAUCUUUAUACAGAUACUUCAGAGGAGAGUUCUUAUACAAUUCCUCAUGAUCCGACGUUAGAGAAUGUAUUAGAAAUUGUUGAAUCAAUGCUGGCGACUGUACUGUCCGUUGGACGCGUACCGGAGAAUGCUGAUAUCUUUGCUCUGGGACUAGACUCGCUUCAAACACUCCAGCUUAGCAGGAAUUUGGUUGGUGCUGUUCGCUCUGUGAGGCCCGAUCUAGAUGUCAAUGCAGUAUUGUCUACACAAAAGAUUUAUUUGUACCCAUCGGUCACUCAGCUUUCUCAAUACGUUUACAGUGUGAUACAUGAAAAAAAUACUGAUGAGCAAUUGGAUGCUAAUAAUGAGUCUGACUCACAACGAAAAUCGAGGCUAUCCGAUCUCGUUACAAAAUACACCAAAGAUUUGCCUCGGAGUCAAGUCACAGGAUUACACAGAGAAACUAGCAGCUCUGUCAUCCUCACAGGAUCUACAGGCUCUCUUGGAAACUAUAUUCUCAGCGAGCUUCUCAAAGAUCCAAAUGUUUCCAAGGUUUAUUGCCUCAAUCGAUCGGCGGAUGCUGAAGCCAGACAGGUUGUAAGUUUUGAGGAGAAAGGAUUACUAUCGGGGUUUUCGUCCAGAGUUGAAUUCCACACAGUGCAAUUUGGCGCAGAGAAAUUCGGACUUUCCCCGGAGAUUUACGAUAAGCUGAAAAACUCGGUUGACGUCGUUAUCCAUAAUGCCUGGAAAGUCAACUUCAACCACCGAGUUGAGACAUUUGAAAAUACCCACAUUGAUGGUGUUCGUCAAUUAGUUGAAUAUAGCUUUGAAAGUCCUUGUCACCCCCAUAUCCAUUUCAUAUCCUCAAUCGGCACGAUCGGGAAUGCUCUAGCAUCUCCACCUGCCGAGGUUCCCAUGAAGGAAUCAAUCACGGUACUUCGGCAAGGAUAUGCAGAAUCUAAGUAUGUGGCUGAGCGUAUUUGUGAUGUUGCUUCAGAAAGACUGGGUAUCCCAACAACGAUUCAUCGAGUAGGGCAAAUUGCAGGACCGACAACUGAAAAGGGGGUUUGGAAUAAACAGGAGUGGCUUCCUUCUCUAGUUGCAACUUCGAAGACUCUUCAUAAGGUUCCAAGAGAUUUGGGGAGUAUGUCAGUGAGCUGGAUUCCAGUGGACUCUCUUGCAAAAAUUAUUGUGGAAAUCACACGAUCAAGAAAGAAAACAGAAAUCGAUGUGCGCUGCGCAGCUUUUCACCUUAUUAACCCAUCAAAUACGGAGUGGGAGACUCUGCUCCCGGCUAUGCAGAAAUAUUAUUCAGUCGAGCCUAUUAGCCUUGCAGACUGGGUCAAAGAGCUCGAAGUGUAUAGCAACCCAAUGAAAGCCGACAUUGAGGAUAAGCCAUCUUUAAAAAUACUCGACUUCUAUAGAAACCUUAAUACUAGCCACGGAGGCUACAUCGCCGAAACUACCAAGGCUGAGGCAGCAAGCGAAACAAUGAGGAAUUUACAGCCGAUUAAUAAGGAUUUGAUGGAUAACUGGUUGAAGCAGUGGGGAUUUUAA
Messenger RNA from Talaromyces proteolyticus, 3171 nucleotides. Its product is annotated as NRPS-like enzyme. The coding region runs from base 1 to 3171 and encodes 1056 amino acids. Lineage: Eukaryota; Fungi; Ascomycota; Eurotiomycetes; Eurotiales; Trichocomaceae. The record is from RefSeq and is a predicted model, not a curated record. The transcript has 4 exons.